UAGCGGCCCCGUAGGAGAAACGGAACUACGCAACACGUCGGUCGUCGUUCAGCCAUAUUUUCGUUGUUGUUUAUCAGCUGAGCAGUGCUGGAGUGAGGGUCGCGGCCACUUCCUCGCUGCUCCUGCCUCAUUACUCCUUCACUGCAGGCACUCAUUCAGGUAGUUUGUACAUUACAUGGUGUUGUGGACAUUGGCAAAGAGAACACAGUGACAGUGGGAAUGAGGAUGCUAGUGCCGCUGCUGUAGGUGCUGGCAGGGGAGGCACAUGUGAUGCCUUAGGAAGCUCAGGAGAGGACGGAGACCGACCGUUGCUGAACAAUCCCUCCUGUGCCUCUGUAUGUAACUUUCCUAAAAACAGCAAAGCACAUAGACAGAAGAGGACUGGUGCAUGUGGACAGUGAGACUCGGGAGUGCCAGUGGGAGUGCCAGGAAGCUGUUUGCCAGUGUGAGGUGCGAGUGAAGGCAUCAUGGGGCAGUUGUCAGAAACACAGCUGCGGCGACUGGAGGAGCACAAGUACUCGUGUGCCUCCACCUCCCUUAUGGACCCGCUGAUGCAGAAGUGGUGGUGCUGGCUGGUGGACCAGUGUUCCCUCACCCUGGCCCCGAACCUCAUCACCAUCACGGGCCUCAUCAUCAACAUCAUCACCUCGCUGGUCCUUUGUUACUACAGCCCGGAUGCCAAGCAGGAGGUGCCACGAUGGGCCUGCUUCCUGUGUGCCCUUGGACUCUUCAUAUACCAGAGUCUUGAUGCCAUCGACGGCAAGCAGGCGCGGCGUACAGGCACAUCCUCUCCUCUGGGCGAGCUGUUUGACCAUGGCUGUGACUCUCUUUCCACUGUGUUUGUGUCGCUGGGCGUGUGCUGCUCCGUGCGACUUGGGACGCUUCCCUACUGGAUGUUCUUCCAGUGCAUGAUGGCAGUGACUCUGUUCUACUGUGCACACUGGCAGACAUAUGUGUCAGGCACUUUGCGUUUCGGGAUGGUGGAUGUGACGGAAGCUCAGUUUGGAGUGAUGGCCAUCCACCUGAUAUCUGUAAUCUUUGGUUCAGAAUUCUGGUCCCUCAAGGUCCCAGUGCUGUGGCUGCCUCUCAAGUGUGUCCCCACGCUGUUUGGGGUUGUUGCAGCCUUUGUGGCCCUCUAUAACAAUUUUAAGAUAAUUUUGGUUGAGAGGGGUGCAGGCCGCAAUGGGUCAACUGUUGCCGGAACCAGUGUGUUGUCUCCUGUCGUGCCACUCAUCUACAUUCUGGCACCGGCUGUCCUCAUUGCCUGGAAGAGUCCUGAGAACCUCUACCUGCAGAACCCCAUUGUUUACUUGCUCACCUUUGGAUGCGUGUCUGCUCGUGUCACUAACAGGCUGGUGGUGGCUCACAUGACCAAGAGUGAGAUGGCAUACAGCGACUCCUCACUCCUGGGCCCUGGUGCACUCUUCCUCAACCAGUACUUCAACUGUCCCAUCCCUGAGAGAACCUUACUUUAUGUCGUGUGUGCAUACGUGAUCUACGACGUGGUGAAGUACUGCCGGCAGGUGUGUCUAGAGAUCUGCCAGCACCUCAACAUCAUGCUGUUCACCAUCGUGCCGCGGUGUCCACCUGCCUCGGGACACGCCUCAGAGAAGAAUGGCAGCAGUUCCACCUCUAAGUACAUGACUCGCAGCAUAAGUAAAGCAAAAAGCCAUUAAAAUUUUCUGAAAGAUUAUAUAAAUAUAUAUAUAAAUGAAGAGCACUGCUACUUUACAGAGUAUUUGGGUUAAUCUUUUGCAUAGAGUGAUUGUGUUUUAUGAUGCGUUGAAUUGCUGCCUGGUUAACAAGGUUAUGACUGGUGUGUAUUGUUGAGGCCCCACACUGCUUCCCUGCUGUGGCCGAGGCUGCACUUGGGACAGGGCCAUCAGAUCCAACUGUAGUAUUAGUCUGGUUACUUACAAGAGCACUUUAUCCAUUAUUUACUAAUUGAGUGACCAUUCCAAAUGUUUUCCAAAAUUUUGUGUGUUUUGGAGAGUUUAAAUUUACAGUUUGAGUUGCAGCUUCAAUUGUACUCUUUUAGGUUUUCAAAUUCCUUGUUUUUUUUUUGGGCCAGUUUGCAUAGUUGUGAAAAUUCUUGAGUUUAUUAGUUUGCUGAACAUUGUGGAUGUGAGGAAGAUGGUGGUGGUGGUGGUGGUGGUGGUGGUGUUGGUGGUGGUGGUGAUGAUGGCAGAAGCACUACUACAACCCCUUAGCAUUACCAGACUACUACUUGCCAUAGAGUUGUAGCCGUCACAGUCACCUCCUUGAUUCAGAGCACAUCCCUAACCCUCACAUGGUGUAGGAAGUAGAAGUAGGCAUCAGGACCCUCGCAUUAAGUUUACACCCCUUGCAGACACACACACACACACACACACACACACACACACACACGAGUCUUGUGCUAUAUUUAUUAACUUUAUUUGAACAAAGGGUUCCAACCUCAUUUAUUCUGGAUAUCAGUCUUGUCAUUAGUCCUUAUUGUAUUUUAUCAUCAUCAUCAUGACCAUUAGUGUUGUUAUCACUAUUCUGUAGGAGAGCUUUAUAUUUUAAGUGAGAGACUUUAUUAUUGCAAAGAACAUGCUUACUUUCUCUGUGCCUUCUGUGCUGGAGUGUACAGGGUGGGAGAAAGUGAUGGUUGGCAUGUGUCAGAACUGAAAGAAGUGGUUGCUGGUGGCGGGGCUGAAGGAGGGUUUAUGUUGCGUGUGGAGGUUGCAGUGCUAGUUUGUGUUUGAGGCUUGAGAAGUGUUGCAUUGUAUGUGAAGGUUGGGAGAGUACUAGCCAGUGUGUUUGUGUUACCAUAUAUCCCAGCUCUUAGGAUGAUUGAUUGUAUAAAAUGAUUUCAUGAGUUGGCAUUAUUCAUCAGUAUUUUUCCUUUCUUUUCAAGGACAAAAGAGGAAAUAAGAAAAAAAAACAAUGUCAUUUCAAAAUCUGAAACAAGAAGAUUUAAGAGAAAGGCUAAUUUAAUUUUUGAGGUGUCUUGAUACAAAUCUCUUGAAGCAGCAUUUUACUUGUACAUAAGACAUCCCUAUUUGAGACUUGCAUCAUGUUAAAAAUGUCAUGUUGGGAGCUGAGAUAUACUGUAACUUGGAAGAGUACUGGCUGAUAUGAGGAGGGCCAGGGAGAGAGUCCAGUGAUUUGAGAGAAGUAUUGUGUCUGUUGGUGUGUGAAUGUAAUGGUUUGUUUCAAGAAGGGUAGCUGGGAAGCUGUUAAGGAUUAGAUAUAAACAUACAGUGAAGUGUGGUCAUCAUACUCUCUGGGUGCUCUCUCGGUUCACCUUCUGCUUAGCAUUUUAGCUUUAUCUCUGUGGCUUGACACAAAUCUGCGGUGUGAGAUGAGACACCAAGCUAGGAACCUCACCCAUGACAGGUUGCUGAUUCACUCCCUCUUUGCUCAGGUGUGGUAGGUGUGGAUACCUGACUUGCUUCCUUGUAUCUGCUGUUAUAAUCAUUCUUAGUUUAUUUUUGUUCAUAAUGAAGAUUGAGUUUUGAAGUAUUAGCUCUAGAAGAAAAGAGUUUUGUCGUGAGAAAUGUGAGGUCAAAAAUAUUGAUCAUUGAAGAAGUUAAUACUCAGUUUGUCUUCCAACUGUACCUUUGUAUAAGAAUGUUAUGUUUGAAUAGCCAGUGGAUUUUGGAUACAAUUUCUGUUAGGCACAGGGAGGUGAGGAGGUGGUGGUGCAGCAGAGGUGUGGCUUGGUGUGGCCAUUGGGCUCCUUCAGUGCUACAGGGAGCCACUCAUGUGUUCUAGUGUUGGUUGUAGGUAAUAAGAAAGUAAUAUUCCUGCACUUCCUGGUUUUCUACACAUCAUUAGGUUUUGGUGAUAAAUAUCCUCAUCAGGGGUCUUGGUCUUUUAUAUUUCCAGUAUUUUGUUAUCAAAUUGUGGUCCAAAUUACUUUUAUGAUUCAGUUUAGAAAGAUGUUCAUCAUUUGAACAGUUGUCAGUGAAAUUAGUUUAUUUGAAUCAGGAUGUACAGUGUUGUUGAAACUUUUGUUUACUGGCUUCUUUCUCUAAAGCUUUGUCUUGGUUACUUUGGUUGUGUUUGCAAGUAGCUUUUCUUCAUAUGAUAUAUAUAUAUAUAUAUAUAUAUAUAUAUAUAUAUAUAUAUAUAUAUAUAUAUAUAUAUAUAUAUAUAUAUAUAUAUAUAUAUAUAUAUAUAUAUAUAUAUAUAUAUAUAUAUAUAUAUAUAUAUAUAUAUAUAUAUAUAUAUACAUACCUCCCUGUGAUAGGCCAGUAGGCUGUCUUCACCCCACAGAUCCCUCUUCCUGUCUGUGUCCUGGUAGACAUACAAGAUUGGAAAGAAAGACAUACAUUUCAUGUAAUGAAAUUUCUCCAUGAAUGUUUACAUUAUAACAUGGAAAUGUACAUUUCAGGAUGAAAACAUGAUACAUUUCAGACUGAAGACAUGCCUUUCAAUGAAUGUGUGCAUCUUAUUGGGACAGUGAGGAUGCAUUCCACAGUGGAGACACUGUGUGUGUUGGUGUGAAUGCAUCCAUUUCAAAGUAAGACUCGCAUCUCACAGUCAUGAUGUAAAUCUCUUCAGUUUUGUUAUGCCUUUCUAAGUGAAGACUUGUUAUACACUUGUAGCAACCAUGGCAUUUUGUAGAAGUCACUUACAGUCAGCAUUUCUUUUAUCAUAUUUAUCCAGUGUUACUAAGUUAUGUUACUUCUGUGCAUUACUAGUAAGUUAUGUUGUUAUUCCCUUGAUGAUGCCCUGCUGUCAUUGAACAAAGCAAUAGAACUCUUCCUAUGAGAACACAGGAAUACACUGUCAUGUAUACACUUGCUGUUCACUGUUUUAAUAUUCUUAACAAACUCAUUUUAUUUACAAGUGUCAUCCUGGAUAAUUUUUACCUUGAUCCUCGUAGGAUGAGAAUAAAACUGUUAUUUACUUAGA
Messenger RNA from Scylla paramamosain (green mud crab), 4887 nucleotides. RefSeq names its product cholinephosphotransferase 1-like (gene bbc). Gene Ontology annotation, biological process: phosphatidylethanolamine biosynthetic process. Lineage: Eukaryota; Metazoa; Arthropoda; Malacostraca; Decapoda; Portunidae. Gene Ontology annotation, molecular function: ethanolaminephosphotransferase activity; diacylglycerol cholinephosphotransferase activity. Gene Ontology annotation, cellular component: endoplasmic reticulum membrane; Golgi apparatus. The transcript is spliced from 9 exons. The coding region runs from base 468 to 1676 and encodes 402 amino acids. The record is from RefSeq and is a predicted model, not a curated record.